AUGCACCCUUUCUCAGUCCUCGCGCUUGGCAUAUUUGUAGCAGGCUACAUCACCGCGCGGUGGGAUCUAGUUACCCGGCUGUACGAGCUGGCCAUAUUUGCCUGGGAUCACGGUGUAGUUACACGCACGGCCAAGGGCUUUGCUGUCCUUUCCAUCUUCUAUUUCCUUUUCAUUAUCCCAAUCAAUCUCAUUGUGGCACGAGAGAUCAACUCGGUAAAUCCCCUAGGCGCAUUCCCUCCGUUGACGAGAGCCCGAUCUACUCACAAAUUCCGUAGCAUCCGCGUGCAUCCUUCGCAUCUUUAUAUUGCUUGGAACCCCUCUUCUAAAGUGCCCCGGAUCUUUUGCCCGCCUGAGACCAAACUUUCCAUCCAGAUUAUCACAUUCAACAGGCCCCAUCCGAUGCGCAUGCAGUAUAUGUCCUUACGGCCUAUAUCUUUAAUUCUGGAAGACAAACCAUCUAAUUUGGAGAACACCGGGGAAGUAUUGGACGAUUUUGAACAAGCAGAGGUUAAGGCAAAAGCGCAAACCAGAAAACUUGUCGAGAAGCUGAAAUUGCAUACUGUGGUUAGGCAUAUUCCUUCACCAAAGGAACAGAUCCUCCCGGCAAUUAUCAACCAGGUUAACUGUUCUUUCGAAGUGGAGAAACUUCUUGCUAAAAAUGUGGGCUUGGUUGGAGCGCGACCCAAACGCAGUCUAAGUGUCAGUGAGCGCGUGGUUGAAUCUGCCAGCACCGCAUGGGACUUUUUAUACAUGGCUUUGUCAUACAUAUUUCUAGUGUGGAUUUAUCCGGUCAUUACGCAAGGGUUUAUUGCUGUACUUAUCAGCCAUCGAGUCGUGGCGGAGGUUGUCCUGGGUGUGCUCGAGUGGCGUGCUCGCCCAGACGCGGCUGCACUGAAGGAUAUAUCAGCUACAGCUCAGCAGAUUGAUAUACGGCUGCAACAAUUUUGUUACUGGCCGAUCCAAUACCUGACAUUGCGCAAACGGAAGGACGACUGGGAAAGUGUAACGAACAGCCACCCGGAUUAUAUAAGAUUCUACAACAGCCUUUGGUUAGUGGCUAAUGAUGUGAUCAUUGGGAUUGCUCUCGGAUCAUACAUCAUGGAUAACGCCGACUGGGUAGCGUCACAAAUCAACUCGAUUCUCACGUGGUGGACGGUCGAGGGUUUGCAACGGACAAUAUCGUGGCUCAUGGGCUGGCCUGCAGGUUUGAAGCUAAAUAAUGAACUUGCUGUUUUCAUGGGUGAUUUGUUUUUAUGGGUUAUAGAACAUUGGGCUAGUGCUCUCGCAAGCCUUCGCCCUUUUCUCCAGCAUGUAAUCUACAUGAUUGGAUGCUCCGGCUUUGCUGGUGCAAGCAUGUCCAUGGCCAUGUUCUCUGACCUGUUGUCGAUACUAACAGUUCAUAUCUAUUCGUUCUACAUCGCGUCCGCCCGGAUUUUUAAUUGGCAGCUCACCAUCAUAAUAUCCCUCUUCCACCUUUUCCGCGGCAAAAAGCGAAAUGUUCUUCGUAACCGGAUAGACUCAUGCGACUACGACCUCGACCAACUGCUCUUGGGGACGAUUUUGUUCACUCUUCUCUUUUUCCUCCUACCCACAAUCAUUGUAUUUUAUCUUACCUUUGCUUCUGCCCGUAUGAUUAUAAUAUCCCUCAAGGCAACGCUGGAUACUUGCCUUGCUUUUUUGAACCAUUUCCCUCUCUUCGCGGUGAUGCUGCGCGUGAAAGACCCAGGCCGUUUACCAGGCGGUAUUCAUUUCUCACUCCGAGAAGCUCUUUUGCCAAACUCUGCGUCGAAGACCGAUGAAAUGCCCUCUACCUCCACCUCGUAUAUCCAUCUCCAGUCCAUACCCCUCUCUCUUCGCCAAAUGUUCGACCAAUAUUUCCAGCUCGGCCACCGCCUCCGUAAGCACUAUCUCUCACCCAGUGUCAUCCUCUGCCUGGUGACUGGUCGCUUUGUCCCUCCAAUCCACCGCCGCAACAUGUACAGCUUGCAGUAUAGCAUGCUCCCUGCACAGCGCGUCGGGAUAGGAGAAGUUUGGUCGCGGUUGACGGAGAAGAAAACCCGGACGGCCAAUGUUAUGGCUCCCAUACCGAAGAUUCCGAAUGGAUUCCCGUUUGACAGGAGAAGGCAUCGGUCAUGA
This is a messenger RNA of Histoplasma capsulatum G186AR, 2136 nucleotides long. Its product is annotated as N-acetylglucosaminyl transferase component Gpi1. The record is from RefSeq and is a predicted model, not a curated record. Bases 1 to 2136 code for a protein of 711 amino acids. Gene Ontology annotation, biological process: GPI anchor biosynthetic process. Gene Ontology annotation, cellular component: membrane; endoplasmic reticulum. The transcript is spliced from 6 exons. Lineage: Eukaryota; Fungi; Ascomycota; Eurotiomycetes; Onygenales; Ajellomycetaceae.